GAAGCGGAUCCGCUGCCGCGCAGCUAAACCGCAUCGAACUAUCCUCUUCGUCUCCCUCCGCCGCUGUAGGGGCCUAAGCGGGAGCGGCUGGGACGGCGUCAUUGAGAGAGCUGGGGGCGGAAGUGGAGGCGGAGGGAGACAGUGUCGACCGCAGGGACUUGGUUCUCGCGCCGAGAUUCUGGUGGGCGCGAGGCAAGGGAGGGGGAGGAGGAGGAGCCCGCGGCCCGGGCGGCGGCGGCAGCGGCGGCGCCCGAGUUCCCCGUAGGGCCCCGCCUCGGAGCGGGCGGCGGUGGAGGAGAGGAGGAGACUGAGGAGCAGGAUGGCGGCCUCGGCCCUGUACGCCUGCACCAAGUGUACCCAGCGCUACCCCUUCGAGGAGCUCUCCCAGGGCCAGCAGCUCUGCAAGGAAUGUCGGAUUGCGCAUCCUAUUGUAAAAUGUACUUACUGCAGAUCAGAAUUUCAACAAGAGAGCAAAACUAAUACAAUUUGUAAGAAGUGUGCUCAAAAUGUGAAACAGUUUGGCACGCCUAAGCCUUGUCAGUACUGUAACAUAAUUGCAGCAUUUAUUGGUACAAAGUGUCAGCGUUGUACAAAUUCAGAAAAAAAAUAUGGACCACCUCAGACCUGUGAACAGUGCAAACAACAGUGUGCUUUUGAUCGAAAAGAAGAAGGAAGAAGAAAGGUUGAUGGAAAGUUAUUAUGCUGGCUCUGUACUUUAUCAUACAAGAGAGUUUUACAGAAGACAAAAGAACAGAGAAAGAGCUUGGGGUCUUCACAUUCAAACUCAUCUUCUUCGUCUCUUACUGAGAAAGACCAGCAUCAUUCAAAACAUCAUCACCACCAUCAUCACCAUCACCAUCGUCACAGCAGUAGCCAUCACAAAAUCAGCAAUCUGAGUCCAGAACAAGAGCAGGGACUGUGGAAACAGAGCCAUAAAUCCUCUGCAGCAAUUCAGAAUGAAACUCCAAAGAAAAAGCCCAAAUUGGAAUCUAAGCCAUCUAAUGGAGAUAGUAGCUCUAUAAAUCAGUCAGCAGAUAGUGGGGGAACAGACAAUUUUGUCCUUAUAAGUCAACUGAAAGAAGAAGUGAUGUCACUUAAACGUCUCUUACAGCAGAGAGACCAGACCAUUUUAGAAAAAGAUAAAAAGCUAACUGAACUAAAGGCGGACUUUCAGUACCAAGAGUCAAAUUUGAGAACAAAGAUGAACAGUAUGGAAAAAGCUCACAAAGAAACUGUGGAACAACUUCAGGCCAAAAACAGAGAACUACUCAAACAGGUCGCAGCAUUGUCAAAGGGUAAAAAGUUUGACAAAAGUGGAAGCGUACUAACAUCCCCUUGAGAAAGUAGUUUUUCAUGUAGUGUUUCUGCUGAAAAUGUACAUUUGAAAAAAAUUCUGUGAAGCCCUUAAAUUCUGUGUAGUGGAGAAAUAUUUUUGCACACCAAAUGAAUUGGCGUGUUUCCUAUUCACUUUUGUAACUGAUAUACAGCAUUUUUUAAGUUGUAAAACAUUCAAAUAAAACUUCAACUGGUUUGAAGUUACUUUUUAA
Messenger RNA from Suricata suricatta (meerkat), 1547 nucleotides. RefSeq names its product family with sequence similarity 76 member B (gene FAM76B). The record is from RefSeq and is a predicted model, not a curated record. The transcript is spliced from 10 exons. The coding region runs from base 320 to 1339 and encodes 339 amino acids. Lineage: Eukaryota; Metazoa; Chordata; Mammalia; Carnivora; Herpestidae.